AUGAAUCCGCAGCUUCUGCAGUAUCAGGAACAGCUCGACGCUGUUAGGCCGAUGCUGGCAUUGCUGGAGCACCGGCACGAGCUGCUGCAGUUUGAAGGCUGCCUGGCAUUGACGAAUCUCCUGUCCGCCAGCGAGGAGCUUCGGUCGUUUGCCUUGCAAUCUGGAGCCUGGACUAAGUGCAAGGACCUGCUCUUCUCAGAUCACGAGGAGGUGCAGCGUGCCGGCUUGGAGGCCCUGUGCAACCUCACCAUCGCUGAGGAGGCGAAACGAGAAGCUGAAGCCGAAUUCCAAGCAGUUUCAAGCUCUUCACGCUAUCUUCGGGUCAUCUCACCUCAUCGUCAUCUCAGGUCUGCCAAAUCCUUAGCCUUUAGACGGUCAAUCCGCGGCAUUGUGCACCAACCCAAAGGCCCUCAGCGCGCCCCAGAUGAGUCCGAGACCAGAAGCUCCAACGGAUUCGCCAAGAUUCGCAAACUUUCCAGAAACCAGCAGAGGACACGAAUCAAUUCAUGA
This is a messenger RNA of Symbiodinium natans, 510 nucleotides long. Lineage: Eukaryota; Dinophyceae; Suessiales; Symbiodiniaceae. The record is from the annotation of a GenBank genome assembly.